Molecule: messenger RNA, 1761 nt
Organism: Schistosoma turkestanicum
Lineage: Eukaryota; Metazoa; Platyhelminthes; Trematoda; Strigeidida; Schistosomatidae
Source: the annotation of a GenBank genome assembly
UGCUUACCUUGAAGGCCCUAAAGCAGCCAAUCACAAAUCGGGGAAUUACAGAUCUGAUUGAGGUGCCAAUUGUCAAAAUAUUUUGACUAGAUAGAAUUAUAGAAGCAAGAAAUGCUAACCUCUGAUAUUACUAUCAAAUAUCGGGAAGUCAAAGAAAACUUUGAAAAUUACUUCAAUACAUUUAUCAAUCUGUUACAUCAUAACCAUCCAGAGAGUCUUGAAUUGGCCAAAAAACAUUUCGAAAAUGUAACAUCUUAUAAUUUAUCUAGUGGUAAGCGAAUACGAGGGGUGUUAGUUGUUCUUUCUUAUAUGGUGUUCAGCAAUAAAAAUGAAAACUCUGGGAAAAACUUGCCGUGUGUAUACCUUAUUGGUUGGUGUAUUGAACUGUUACACGCGGGAUUUCUUGUUCUGGAUGAUAUAAUUGACAAUUCUACACUUCGACGAGGCCAACCGUGUUGGCAUUGUACUCAAAUAGAUUCGAACCGUGGAUUAAUUGGAAUUAAUGAUGGUCUAUAUCUAAUUUUAUCAUCAAAAUUCUUGAUUCAUUCUCUAUUUACUGAAAAUCAAAAUAAUGUUAAUUCAUAUUCAUGGAAGAAUAAAAAUCGUGUAUAUCUCAAAUUGUGCAAACUGUUUGAUGAAGUCAGUUAUAAAACCUGUUCUGGUCAAUGUUUGGAUAUACUGUCAUCAAAUCCUAACAACCAAUGUAUUUUAGAUGGAAAACAGAAUAAUUUAGAGCUUGAUUGUUUUACUCGAAACUACUCACCAACUGUUUUUGAAGCUAUAACACACUGGAAGACUGGUUUUUACACUUUUUAUCUACCUGUAGCAUGUGGAAUGAUUUUGGCUGAAGUUGACGGAGAUGAUAUUUUCGAGAAUGUCCAACACAUCCUUCUUAAAUUGGGUAAUUACUUCCAAGCUCAGGAUGACUAUUUAGAUUGUUUUGGUGACAGUGAAAUUACUGGAAAAGUUGGAACUGAUAUAGCAGAAGGCAAAUGUACAUGGUUAAUUGUUGAAGCGUUAAAAUACCUUUCACCUGAACAAUGUGAAACACUUAAGACAAAUUAUGGUAAAUGUGAUCUUGAAUCACAACAGACAAUUCGCAAUUUAUAUAAUACAAUUAAAUUACCAGAAAAGUUUCGUUUAUACGAAGAGCAAACGAAGUCAGAGAUUAUGACAAACAUUCAAAAGUUUAUGUAUGAUAGUCAUUUUUCUUUUGAUCCUAGGGAUUUAUUUACUUUCCUCGUGGAAUUGAUUUUUCAACGUGUUUGUUAAUCAAAAUAAUAUAACAAUAUUUCAUAUUUUGAUGUUCCAAGAGUCGUUAUUUUUCUUUACUCACAUCUUUUUUCGUAUUGCAGUUCUCUUAUUUUCCCGUUUCUCCUUAAUUCCGUAAUUCGGUUUUUAUUUUUAUCAAAAUGAUAAUGUAAUAAUGACUGAGAUUAUUGUAAGAAUUCCCCUCCUUUCAUAAUGAUAGUGCAUUUAAACCUUCACGAACAUAAUUUUGCUCAAAAUAUUUGUUUAUUUUCUUAAUAUACUGACUUUAGCAUAUUGGUAAUAUUAGUACCUCCUUAUCGUUGAUUGGGUGAUAUCAGUUUCAGUCAGCUUUGGAACAUUAAUUCUAUGGUAAGCUUAAUAAAGUAUGAAAUGUAGCCCAUAGUCUUCUAUUAAAUAAUUUCAAACUUUUAUUGUAUUAGCUUCUAUGAUAAGCCGUUUUUAUCCAAAUUAGACAAACUAACAAAAGCAGUGUUUGUUGUUUACGAAUAA